Molecule: messenger RNA, 2043 nt
Organism: Phyllostomus discolor (pale spear-nosed bat)
Lineage: Eukaryota; Metazoa; Chordata; Mammalia; Chiroptera; Phyllostomidae
Gene: S1PR4
Product: sphingosine-1-phosphate receptor 4
Exons: 1
Coding region: 499-1653 (384 amino acids)
Biological process (GO): G protein-coupled receptor signaling pathway
Cellular component (GO): membrane
Molecular function (GO): sphingosine-1-phosphate receptor activity
Source: RefSeq, a predicted model, not a curated record
UUGUGGCCCUGUCAUGAGGAUAAAAUGGGAUGCACCUGAAUCUCAACAAGGUGGCCGGCAGUGUUUAUGUUCAUGUGUGGGCAGUCACUUAACGCACACUUAUUAAGCACCUGCUGUGUUCCAGGCACAGUUGGAGCAGUUGGGGAGACAGUGAUCGAAUUGCCCCAUCCUGGAGGGAGUAGCCAGAAGGGGUGGCAAGUGCUUUUUGGGGCACAUUUUCCCUCCCUCUGGGCCCCCACACCCCUGGGCUUUCGAGGAAUGGGGGCGGGACAGAGGCUGGGGUCUUGCUGCAAGGGUGGCUACAGCGCCCUCCUGAGUCCUGGGGUUAGAGCAGACCGUUGGGAUGCCCCUCCCCUCCUGGGCCUCACCCCCACCCUGGGGGUACCUCGAACAUAACAGGAAAUUUCAAAUAACAGGAAACCAAGACCAGGCAAGGCAGCAGCUCCACCCUGCCCGGGGCCAGCCACCCCGGGCCUCAGUCUGCCCUGGGGGACUGCCAUGAAUGCCACAGGGUCCCCAGUGGAGGCCCACGAGGCCUGCCAGCAGCUGGCGGCCGGUGGGCACAGCCAGCUCAUUAUCCUGCACUACAACCACUCUGGCCGGCUGAUAGGGCGGGCGGAGACCGCCGGGAGCCUGGGGGUCCUGCAGGGGCUCUUUGUGGCCGUGAGCUGUCUGGUGGUGCUGGAGAACCUUCUGGUGCUGGUGGCCAUCGUGACGCGAAUGCAGUCCCGGCGCUGGGUCUACUACUGCCUGGUCAACAUCACGCUGAGCGACCUGCUCACCGGCUUGGCCUACCUGGUCAACGUCCUGCUGUCCGGGGCCCACACCUUCCACCUGGCACCCGCCUCCUGGUUCCUGCGGGAGGGCGUCCUCUUCAUGGCCUUGGCCGCAUCCACCUUCAGCCUGCUUUUCACUGCCGGUGAGCGCUUCGCUACCAUGGUGCGGCCGGUGGCCGAGAGCGGGGACACAAAGAGGGGCCGGGUCCUGGGCUUCAUUGGGCUCUGCUGGCUGCUGGCCGCCCUGCUGGGCCUCCUGCCCCUGCUCGGCUGGAACUGCGUGUGCUCCUUCCAGAGCUGCUCCAGCCUGCUCCCGCUGUACUCCAAGGCCUACAUCCUCUUCUGUGUGGUCAUCUUUGCCUGCAUCCUGGCCACCAUCAUGGUGCUCUAUGGGGCCAUCUUCCGGGUGGUGCGGGCCAAUGGGCAGAAGGCCUCGCGCCCCCCGGUCCGCCGCAAGGCCCGCCGACUGCUCAACACAGUGCUCAUGAUCCUGGUGGCUUUUGUGGUCUGCUGGGGUCCGCUCUUCGGCCUGCUGCUGGCCGACAUCUUUGGCUCCAACGUCUGGGCCCAGGAGUACCUGAGGGGCAUGGACUGGAUCCUGGCGCUGGCCGUGCUGAACUCGGCUGUCAACCCGAUCAUCUACUCUUUCCGUAGCCGGGAAGUCUGCCGGGCCGUGCUGGGCUUCCUGUGCAGCGGGUGUCUCAGGCUGGGCCUUCGAGGGCCUGGGGACUGCCUGGCCCGGGCUGCUGAGGCCCACUCUGGGGCCUCCACCACUGACAGCUCGCUGAGACCCAGGGACAGCUUCCGGGGCUCCCGGUCACUCAGCUUUCGGAUGCGAGAGCCACUGACUAGUAUCUCCAGUGUGAGGAGCGUCUGAGCCACAGCUGGGGAAGAUGGUCCAGCUGCCAGUGCCUGCCCCCAUAGGCCCUCCUCCUGGCCUGGAGGAGGCCCACGAUGGGGGGGCUGGGAGCCUGGGAGCACGCAGAGAGGCAGCAGGCAGGCCCAGAUGGAGAGGAUGGAGCAGGAAACCAGCCGGGGGCCCCAAGGCCCUGUGUUCCUCCUCACAGCCCCAGGUCUGCCGGUGUUUCACGGUCUCGGAGAAGGAGGUGACUGCUCGCUGGAACAGAGAGCGCCCUGGCGUGGAGACAGUUGGGGUUACUAUGUAUGCCCCAGCUUCUCUCUGGAUUUCAGUGGGACUCCCAGGCAAUGAGGGGUAGGCUGUGGGGUUGGUGCCCUAGCAACAUGGAAAUUCAAUGAUGGUAUGAGA